GCCUGGAGGCAGCCAGAGCGUCCUCUCGGCACAGCUGUGCUUCCCCACUCUUUGUCGGCGUCUGCUGCUUUCUCCUGCGCUUCUCUAUCCGGCAGAAGGAUACAAAGAGAGAGGCGGACAGCAUGAAAUAGAGACGGAGCAUGAGAGCGGCGGAGGCAGCAGAGGGACGCGACAAACCCAGCCGGACUACAGUCUAGUCCACACACGGAUACUAUUAUCUCCGGACUGGAUACGGAGCUCCGCCGAUGUACGCACUGGAUUUCACCCACCAAAGAGUGUCGAGACCGGGGGGAGAGGGGCGGACUUUAUCGCGCAGGACCGUCGGGCUGUGGUAGCUAACCAUGGAUAAAACUUUGCACAUUCUCCAGAAAUCCGCAGACGGUGUGCCGACUGGGAUCUCGCUGGAUAUGAGUCUGAACAUGGACGAAGGGGAGGAUUUCACCGAGCAGCAGAUCGUGGGGCUCCCGGACAAAAUACCUCUGGUGAAACCUUAUUUCAAGAAGAAGCAGAGGAAAUUGGACGCCAAAUGCCUCCACCGCGCCCUGGAGGAUCCUAUACUGACCACUUUACUGAGCACGGACACGCUGGUCUCCGGGGACGGGGUGUUUGUUCCCCGGAACCAGCCGGGCCGGACUCCUGGCACCUUGUGCGCGGCGGCCGUGGUGAAACAGAACUGUAUGGGCCAGGUGUGUCUCAAAGACCCAGGAGCCGCCGACGAUGCCACAGCUGGAGCUGGAGUGCCGGGGCUGAUGACCCGGGACGGUGAUGUGGAAUUAGCCGAUACUACUGCGGAGCUGGAGGAGACCGAGCGGCGAGGGGAGCGACCCAAGAUCACGGAUCCCACCCCCGACAGCCGCUGCUUUCAGCCUAAACCUGGCCUCAGGGCGGCUGGGAGCACCGUGACAAUAACGCCCCCCAGCAGGGAUAUACCUCCCGUGGUGGCACCCCAGGCUCCUCACCAGGAGGGGGGCAUCAAAAGCAAUGACCUCUUGACCCCCGGGUCCAAGAGCCCUCCAGUCAAAGACCGCUCAGGCCUCCAGGACCCCCAUCCCCUCAUCCUGCAGCCCGACAAAGGAGUGCUAUUUCAGGAUAAAAGUGAGGAGGCCUCCCUCGACCUGGUUUUCGAGCUGCUCACCCAGCUCCAGUAUCACACGCAUCAGUCGGACUCGGUGGACAUUUGUGUGGAUUUCCUCCAAGGACAGUGUGUUUAUGGGAAUGACUGUGCCCACCACCACACCGUGCUGCCCUUCCACUGGCAGAUCCGCAGGAGCAGUAGUCAGACGUGGCAGAGCAUAGCAGACGACUCCCAGGAACAGCUGGAGAGACUGUACUGCAACCCGGACAAUGAGCAAGUCAGGCUCAAGUUUCAGGGUCGAGUGUUUUCCCUAGAUUUUGGGGCGAUGCGAGUAUGUGACCUGGAGUUUGACCGCGUCCGACGACUGACCACCCCCGCCAGCCCUCUACCCAUCCCAACGACAAACCCACACCCCAACCCCAGCUGUCACACAGUGUGGAAGUACUACUGCAGAGACAACUUUGGCUGGAGGGAAUACUCCGAGCCGGUGGUGAAGCUCAUAGAGGAGGCAAGUUCAAGGGGUCUUAAGGAGGUGCGGUUCAUAACGCUCCAGAACCAGUAUAUCCUCAACAUCAGGGAGGGCUUCCAGCAGAAUGCCGUCUUCGGGUUCAGGCGCCAGAUCAAGAAGCGGCCCAUGUUCAUGUCCUCCGUGAUGCUAACACCCCACCUACAGACUUUGGGUGGCCUCUCUUCAUCUCCCCUCCCCUGUUCCUCCACCUCUUCCUCCUCUUCCUCCUCCUCAUCCAUGGAGCUCUCCGCGUCACAUCCCCUCUCGCCGACGACCACCAACCCACCCAGCCUCUUUCCGGAAACGUGGUUGCCCAUGACGAUGAGCCAGGACUUCCUGCAGGUACCGGUCUCACGUGAAGACCGCAGCUACCGGACGGUUUACAGCCUUUUCCACAAGACAGUUUCGGAGACCAAGUUCAGGAUCAUCAAGAUCCAGCGUGUGCAGAACCCCUUCCUCUGGGAGAAGUACAAGAGGAAGAAGGAGUACAUGUCCCGGCGUAUGUCGGAGAUGGACCGGCUGCUGAGCGAGCGCCACCUCUUCCACGGCACCUCGGCCGACGUGGUGGAGGGCAUCUGCAAGCACAACUUCGACCCCCGAGUCUGCGGCAAACAUGCCACCAUGUUCGGCCAGGGCUCCUACUUCGCCCGUAAGGCCGUCUACUCCCACAACUUCUCCAAGCGCUCGCCCAAAGGAGUCCACUGCAUGUUCCUGGCCAAAGUCCUCACUGGCAGGUUAACUGUAGGAAACCCCUCCAUGCGGCGACCUCCACCCAUCAACCCCCGUGACCCCUCCAGUGACCUUUUUGACUCCUGUGUGGACAACUGGGUGGACCCCCAGAUCUACGUCAUCUUCAACGAUGACCAGAGCUACCCUUACUUUAUCAUUCACUAUGAGGAGGUACCCAGCACUGUCACCAUCUAAGCCCUGGAUCAGACCUGGAUCUGUCUGUAUUUGCACACACUUUGCUCAUGUAGUCUGUCGAUGUGCGAGAUGGGUGGAGUUUUCCACUUGGGACGAAAAGGAAUGGAAAUUUGGAUUGGGACUGUUGCUUCAACCAACUGAACUUCACCCAUCUGCUGCGCUAAACAGGUUAAAACCGUCAGACAAGUUUGCAAAUACUCAGCUGUUUAGGUCUACAAGUCAACUGGAUCCAACCAGACUGGACUGCAGUAAAGACUGGUCCAGACCGGAUUAAACUGGAAAGAACUGGACUAGCAGAGGACUGUUUCAUCCAGCAUUCGGAGGUGAAUAACAACAGACUUGCCUGGACUCAUAUACCGCGCUUUGUUAUCGAGCAUGAACAGGAGCCUGCAGUGGCGAUCACGGGACACACAAGGAUUUAUCUACCUUAUUGAUCUGGAGCAGAUGCAGGAACAACCAAACCCAGCCCUCUUAUCAUUUAGUUGUAUGGCUGUAUAUGAACUCCACAUCAGGACAAAGGCUGCAGUAGACAGUUAGCGUCCUGCCAGUACUGUGAAUGACCAGCUGGCCAUAUUAUUAUUAUUAUGAGGAAGCAGCAAGCAACCAAUCUAACGCUUCCAUAGAGAAACCACGGCGACACUGACUCCUGUCGGUCUCUUACAAAAAUCAUAAUAGUGAGUGUUUACCCGGCCUCCGACCCAUUCGUUUUUAUUUUUCCAAGUCUAUGUGCUGCGUGUUUGAAUCUUUUACGUUAGUGGACAUGAAUCUUGUGGCCUCUUCAAACAGACAACGGACAUGAGUUUCAGUGGGACCUUUUACAAAUGGACAUCCACAUAUUGUAAAGCCCCCCAUGCAGAAGUUUCACAUGAAAGCCGGUGCUGUUUCCGGUUGGCGUUUUUGCCUUCGCGCCCACCGCUUAAGUUCCUCGCGGGGUGGAUUGAAGAGUGUACAGUUUCUCGCUGAGACUAUGUGCUGCAGCAGUGCGGCGGCAGCGCUGUAGCAUUUUGUCAACGAACCCCCUCUGAAACUCAUCUCUCUUGGACCGCUCUCUCUCUCUGAGACAGUAGACAUGUGACAAACUGUACAGAUGUUCUCUUUGUUUAUAUUUGAACUGUGUGCCUUUUGUUCAUAAAAAUUUUAUUUAUGUUAGUUUAAUGUAACAUUGAUUAAAUAAAGAAUCUAAAAGAAAAAAAUGA
Messenger RNA from Acanthopagrus latus (yellowfin seabream), 3703 nucleotides. Its product is annotated as TCDD-inducible poly(ADP-ribose) polymerase. Gene Ontology annotation, molecular function: NAD+ poly-ADP-ribosyltransferase activity; zinc ion binding. The transcript has 7 exons. Bases 342 to 2507 code for a protein of 721 amino acids. NCBI's taxonomy places the organism in Eukaryota, Metazoa, Chordata, Actinopteri, Spariformes, Sparidae. The record is from RefSeq and is a predicted model, not a curated record.